Messenger RNA from Aspergillus sclerotioniger CBS 115572, 963 nucleotides. Its product is annotated as calmodulin. The coding region runs from base 64 to 513 and encodes 149 amino acids. The transcript is spliced from 6 exons. Gene Ontology annotation, biological process: spindle pole body organization. Gene Ontology annotation, molecular function: enzyme regulator activity; calcium ion binding. The record is from RefSeq and is a predicted model, not a curated record. NCBI's taxonomy places the organism in Eukaryota, Fungi, Ascomycota, Eurotiomycetes, Eurotiales, Aspergillaceae. Gene Ontology annotation, cellular component: central plaque of spindle pole body.
UUCUUUUCACUCAUAUCCACAGCUUCGCUUUUCUCCCGCUACUUAUUUCUUACCAUCUUAAUCAUGGCCGACUCUCUGACCGAAGAGCAAGUCUCCGAGUACAAGGAGGCCUUCUCCCUCUUUGACAAGGAUGGCGAUGGCCAGAUCACCACCAAGGAGCUGGGCACUGUCAUGCGCUCGCUCGGCCAGAACCCCUCCGAGUCUGAGCUUCAGGAUAUGAUUAACGAGGUUGACGCUGACAACAACGGCACGAUCGACUUCCCUGAAUUCCUCACUAUGAUGGCUCGUAAGAUGAAAGACACCGACUCCGAGGAGGAGAUCCGCGAGGCUUUCAAGGUCUUCGACCGCGAUAACAACGGUUUUAUCUCCGCUGCUGAGCUGCGUCAUGUCAUGACCUCCAUCGGUGAGAAGCUCACCGACGAUGAGGUUGAUGAGAUGAUCCGUGAGGCGGACCAGGACGGUGACGGCCGCAUUGAUUAUAAUGAGUUCGUCCAGCUCAUGAUGCAAAAAUAAACGGCUUAUCAUGUUCUAUUUGUCUUGUGUUAGCGGAAAGGGUGGGAGCAAUGAAAUCUACUCCACAAUGUCCCAUCUUUUAUCUCAACCCGUCUCUUGUAGUUUCAUCAUUUGGCUAUGAUUCUUACUUCCUCUCACGGUCGAGCGCUUGCAUUAUCGUUGUUGGUUUUGAUGUUGCAGGGACGGUAGAGGCGACCAUAAGUCUAAACUGAUUUAAGCGAGCUGAGGCUGAAUGUGUCUGAUUAGGGGUACAGGAUUCUCCCGGGCUUGCCGGGAAAUUCUGGUCUGAUGUCCCGCGAGGGCUGCCUGUCAUUAUUCAUGCCAUCAUUUCCUCAUUUCCCCUUGCCCCGUUGUUUAUAGCUCCCGUGUUCCGAUUCGUGCCGCCAAUUCUCUGAUCUAUCGUAGUAACUCGAAAGCAUAUGAUAAUAAUCAAUUGACUAUUGACAACUG